AUGGCCGAUCCUCUGAGUCUGGCCUCUAGUAUUGCCGGCGUUGUUAUACCUGCUCUCCAUGGUAUGCGAUUACUUCACCGGGAUUUGCAGGAUAUAAAGGACGCCCCGAAGAACGUGCAGAAUCUCAAGAAUGAUCUUUCCUUGGUAGACGGAGCCCUUUCGACUCUUCAAGAUAUUAAGCCCGAGGACCUAGAUUCUCUUGGUCCAAGUGUGGAAGACAACAUUAAAUCAACAGUCAAAGUCUGUUCUACGGCUUGUGACAAGUUUCGAGCAGACCUCCAGCGAUGGACUCGCCAUUCUCAAGACAAAAAGCUUUCAUGGAGAGAUAGAUCGACUAUUGGAUUUUGGAAGCAAGACGAUAUCAAAUCUAUACAUGGCAAGCUCCAUAAUUGCCAGGUCAAUAUAACUUCGGUUAUUACGCAAGAAAUCCGAAAAACACUUUCUUUAAAGGAAGCUGAGCUAAAAGCUGCCACUCAAAAUACGAUUCGGCAGCGAGGCCAAGUGGAGCUCCGGCUGGAAAGCCUGAGUAUCCAAGACGCCGAGCCUGAGGAGACAGCCAAAAAUCUCCAGGAAGAGCAAAGGUACCUAGAAGAAUCACAAAAACUCCUGGGGGAACUGUUGGCGAAAAUCCAAGAAGCUGCAAAACCGCAAGCCACUCCUGUGGUCAAUGUUACCUUCGGCGGCCAAAACUCAGGUCUACAAAUUGCCACAAACAAUGCUCCCAUGAGUGGGUUCAUCUUUGGGGGAAGAGGUGAUUAA
Messenger RNA from Penicillium waksmanii, 759 nucleotides. RefSeq lists its product as uncharacterized. Bases 1 to 759 code for a protein of 252 amino acids. The record is from RefSeq and is a predicted model, not a curated record. Lineage: Eukaryota; Fungi; Ascomycota; Eurotiomycetes; Eurotiales; Aspergillaceae. The transcript has 2 exons.